Molecule: messenger RNA, 1154 nt
Organism: Plasmodium gaboni
Lineage: Eukaryota; Apicomplexa; Aconoidasida; Haemosporida; Plasmodiidae
Product: putative aquaporin
Exons: 1
Biological process (GO): transmembrane transport
Cellular component (GO): plasma membrane
Molecular function (GO): water channel activity
Source: RefSeq, a predicted model, not a curated record
AUGAAAAUACAAAAAGGGUUAUUUUUGAAAAGAUCUAUUAAAAAUGUGUUGAGAAAAAUUAUAAAGUUUAUCAAAGGUUAUGUAAAAGAUAUAAUAAAAGAGAUAAAUGUAAAAUCAUUUAAAAAAUAUAAAUAUAAUUUAUUUUUUGAAUUUAUUGGUUCGUUCCUUUUUGUUUUUUUUAUAUCGAUAUAUAUGUUAAAUUCAAAUUCAAAUGAAGAAUAUAUAAUUAAACACACCAAACAAAUUAACCCUUAUAAAACUAAUGAUAUUUUAAUACCUGGUUACAAUAAUUUCGAAGGAGAAAUUAAUAAUAUUAAAUAUAUGAAUAACUUAGAACAAGAAGGUAAAAAUGUCGUGGAAAAUAUAUUAUUAGAAAAAGAUAAUAACGAAUAUAAAGGGAACGAACAAAAUAAAAAGGAAAUGGAAAGAAAUGAUGAUAAAAUAAAGAAUAAUUCACAAAAUGAAUAUCAAAAGGAUGAUGAAAAAAUAAAAAAUAAUAAUAAUAAUGAUAAUAUAAAUGAAAAAGAAGUAAACACAAUAUCUGAUGAGAAAAUAAAAGAUAUGGAGGAUGCUAAAAAUAUAUCUAAUAAAAAUGAAAAUUAUGAUAAUACAAACAAAGAAUUAAAAAAUGAGAAAAUAAAUAAUAAAGAGACUGAUGAAAAAAAUAUUAAGAAUGAAAAUGAUAUAAAUAAUAAAGAGAAUAUGAUUAAAAGUGUAGAUAAAAUUAUUUUUAAAGAACCUGUAAAUGAAUAUAGUAAAAUAAAAAUAGAAGAUAUUAAUAAUAUCAAUUUAAAAGAUAUUGAUGAAUAUGAAGUAUUAAAAAAUUCACAAAAUAAAAAAACUAGUAAUCAUGCAAUAUAUUCUUUUGUAGGUUGCUUUAUAUAUGUAAUAUUUAUUUUGUUAGGUGCACAUAUAAAUCCAGCUUAUACAUAUGCUUUAUGGUUAACAGAACCAAAAAAAUAUGGAUUCGCUCUUUCAACACUUUAUGUUACUUUUCAAUAUUUUGGUGGUAUAGUUGCUAGUAUUAUAUGUGCUCAUUUAUAUGGUAGUAUAUUUAUUUAUACCUUAUUACCAAAAAAAGAAAUUAUGAAAACAUUUCUUUGUGAAUUUAUAUCAACAUUUUUAAUAACUUUGUUAUUAUUAAGUUUAUAUAA